AUGAGAACAAGAUUAAAUCCACCAUUAGACGAACCUCCAGAAAAACGGUUACGUCUUGGAGAAAACCAUUUUCCGGAUCUGGACUCGGAAGACGAUUUCUUCAUCAACCCAAACAGAUCCGAAAUAAGACCAUUCCCGAGAUUCGCUCACCUUCGAGAUGGAGAAGAUGCGCGAGAAACACAGUCGUCGGAAGAAUCGGAAGUCGAAGGAGAAGAUAACCUCCAAGUGGUGCGGCGACAUCGUGAAUCUGAGGCAGCGGCGAACGAGGGUGCAGAGCUUGCAGUUUUACUAGCCGUGCCAGACUUCUUAGAAAAUCGUGCUCCAGUUGACGCAGUAGAAGAAGUGGAGCUCGAAGUUCCACAACCACCAGAAGUAACUCAAAAUCGAGCGCCGCCUCGUCGCCGCGCUGCUGCCCUGCCACAGCUGGGACUUGCUCCUGCAGCCCCUGCACCCCCUGCGGUAGCUCAAAAUCGAGCGCCGCCUCGUCGCCGCGCUGCUGCCCUGCCACAGCUGGGACUUGCUCCUGCAGCCCCUGCACCCCCUGCGGUAGCUCAAAAUCGAGCGCCGCCUCGUCGCCGCGCUGCUGUCCCGUCACAGCUGGGACUUGCACCUGCAGCCCCUGCAUCCCCAUGCAGUAGCUCGUAA
This is a messenger RNA of Copidosoma floridanum, 645 nucleotides long. Its product is annotated as translation initiation factor IF-2-like. Lineage: Eukaryota; Metazoa; Arthropoda; Insecta; Hymenoptera; Encyrtidae. The record is from RefSeq and is a predicted model, not a curated record.